GUGAGAAGAUUUCAGAUAAAGAUGAGAUUAUUGUCACGUACCACUCAUUGUAGCCAUUAAUUCCAGAAGAUUGUUCUCAGACAACAGUGCCCAGUAGCUGUGGCAGUGUCAGAUGUAUUCCUGCCUAUAAAUCAUUUGCCUUUUAAUAAGUGUCAAUAUUUAAAAAGCUCUCAGAGAGUAUGAUAAAUAUUCAUUUUUUUUUUUUUUUUAUGGUUCAAUUUCAAAAGAUGGACGUGGUACAUUGGACUUUUACUUACAGACAGCAAUGGAGGAGCUUAAAGCCAUGUAGUUAUUGUCAUUCAAAUUAUGUUGGGUUUUUUUUUUGCAUCAUGUAUUUGACUGCAGUGCUGUAAUUAUGUUUAGAAAAUCUAAAAAUGUUGUCAUUGUACAGACUAAUGAUUUCAUUUUGAUACAAUAAUGGAGCAGUAGCAUGAAAAUAUAAUUAUUUAGAAUUACUUAAAACUUACGAAACCAGCAAAAAAUAAGACAAUCUAUGGGGAAAAAAGUGCAGCUGAAAUUGGACUCUCUGGAUCUAACGAUGACUAAAAUGAGUAAAUUGAAGAAUUGUUACAGUUAUAGAAGCAAAAUGACCGAUUUUGAAAAAAACAACCAAAAAAACAAUUGAUAAUUCAAUCGAAAGAAGGUCUGCCAUCAUCUCUGCGCCAUAUCGAAUGAAGUGUUAAAUAUAUAUGUGUCUGCUUUUCUUCUCGUGCCAAUUGAUGUAGCCAUUCUUCACUCAGGGUCCACUUAUCAAUGUCCACCCUCUUCCAAGAAGCCCCUUAUCUCGCCGGCUUAGGUAUUGGUUAUCUCGAUGACAGGUGAUGAAGUUGAUAAUUCGAAUCUCACAUACAUUGACUUAUGUCCUGUAGAAUAUCGAUGGGGAUCGAUGGUCAUUGUGGCAUUUUAUAUAGAGAAGGGUCCUCUAUCAACCAAUGAAUGGGGAAUUUUGGGUUAGAUGGGAAUUAUUGUUAUUUGUGUAGCACAGUCCAAGAAUAAACGAGAGGAAGGACUAUGUUUAUUGAUUUACUGAGUGGAAAUGGACUAGUCUUCUACUUGGUUAAAUUGUGUUUUUUAUUUAAUUACAAUAAGCCUGUGAGAUGUCAAGGCAGUUGGUUGAACAGUUAAAGUUGCAGCUGCCAGUUUUUUGUAUAAUCUGUGGAUGUAUGUAAGAUGUAUUGUGUAAUAAAAUAAAUGCAUAUAAAGAGAAUUUCCAUAUUGAUUUCGAGCAAUGCAGUGCCAGGGUUUAUGAGAUGUAGCUAGCACUGAAUCAUGCUAGAAGACUGAUAGGAGGGGAAAAAUCAUCUUAUACCGCGAUCAGGACCAAAGGGACCAUGCUCACUGUAGAUACAAUCAGCAUUUUAGCAUCCGUCUGAUUAGUAGAGGUGCCAUUGUAGAAAAAGGUGGCUUUAUUUCUGGAAAGAGAAAGUGUGGCAGAGGUGAAUCCAGUCUCCAUUUACUUAUCUUAGAAGUUUGUAAAGACAAUUAGAGAUGGGGAACAAAUCAUCAAGUAAGAAACUUCCUAAAGAAGACUUGGAAUUUUUGUGCUCAAAUACAAAAUUCACAAAGGCUGAGAUUAAGGACUGGUACAGGGGAUUUAUGAGAGACUGCCCGGAUGGAUUGCUGUCAAAGGCCAAAUUUCUGGAGGUGUAUUCAACAUUUUUCCCUACUGGAAAUCCAGACAAAUUCUGUAAUCAUGUGUUUAGAUCUUUUGAUGGCGACAACAGUGGCAAAAUUGACUUUAAGGAGUUUUUGCUUGCCAUAAACAUCACUUCCGGAGGUGACCCCAAAAGCAAGCUAAACUGGGCCUUCACUAUGUACGAUAUCGAUGGAAAUGGUACCAUUGAAAAAGAUGAAAUGGUAGAAAUUAUUGGGGCUAUUUACAACAUGCUGGGAAGUGCAUUGUGUGGACAAGGAGAAGAUACACCCGAAAAAAGGACUGAGAAAAUUUUUGAAAAAAUGGACGAGAAUGGCGAUGGACAUUUAACAAAACAGGAAUUUAUCGAAGGCUGCAUGAAGGAUCAAGUCUUGUAUCAAAUGCUAACAGCAGAUGCAGCAACCAACCAAUAAUGGUAGCCUGACUAUUAUUCCAUUUCAUUCACUUGUCAACAUUUCACAAAAACUGUCUGCUGUAUAAGAGUUUUAUUCUGGUGAGAUGAUCGAAUCAUGUUGUUACAGAACGAAGCAUCUUCUUACAAUAAAAUCAUUUCUUGUUCCAAACAAAUGCAUUUUCUUCUAGUGAUUGAUUUUAAUAAUGAUUCCUAAAAUACAAAGAAAAACAGUGAAACUUCCUUGGUAAUAAUUGAAGUCAAGGUUAUGAAAUGAAAUGUAAUAUGGACAACAUAACAUUUUGUAUUGUUCUGCAUUAAACUUUUAAAUUAGUGAAUAUUUAGUUAAAAGUAUGUGUAAUUGUAUAAAACUGAAAGAAAAUUGAAAAAUAUUAAUUUUACAUGUAUAUCUGAUUUGGAUCUUUAUGCUUGUAUUAAACCGUUACUAAUUACAUGUAUAUGUAUUUUAUCCUUGAGUUUUGAUCCCAAUUGUGAUACUGUGUAAUGAUGUACUAUAAUAUAUUUUAUAGUUUUAUUUCAUUCAUGUUUUCCAUUCCCUGAAAAUCAUGUUUGUAUUUUAAAUACUCGAGAUCAUGUGUAGAAAUGUUUAGCUAAAGCAAUAUCCUGAAUCAACUUUAUUCGUAAUUUAUCUAUAAUCCUAUGAAUAAUGGAGAAUCAUCGCCUUACAUAUUUUGGGUAUUCUCCAGAAGAACUGGGUGUUUGCCGGUACUGAAAGCAGAAGAUGCAAUAUAUAAUUAUCAAUACCUACA
Messenger RNA from Ostrea edulis (European flat oyster), 2815 nucleotides. Its product is annotated as neuronal calcium sensor 2-like. Gene Ontology annotation, molecular function: calcium ion binding. The transcript has 5 exons. NCBI's taxonomy places the organism in Eukaryota, Metazoa, Mollusca, Bivalvia, Ostreida, Ostreidae. The record is from RefSeq and is a predicted model, not a curated record. The coding region runs from base 1489 to 2067 and encodes 192 amino acids.